UUAAGGCUUGGAGUAAGAAGAAUUCCAUGGCCUUACAUAUAAUCCAAAUUUCAUGUGGACCGGACUCAUUUUCUGAGAUUAUUGGGAUUGGUUCCGCAAAAGUCGCUUGGGAUAGGUUGGCAAAAUGGUUUCUUCAUGUUCUUGAGAAACAUAAUUAUGUAGAUUGGAGUGUUCGGGUAAGAACCUAUUUGAUGGCCCAUCAUCUUUGGGAAAUAAUUGAAGCAACCUCCCACCCUCCAAAGCAAGAAGAUGAUGAAGCUGUUUUUAAGGCUUGGAGUAAGAAGAAUUCCAUGGCCUUACAUGUAAUCCAAAUUUCAUGUGGACCAGACUCAUUGUCUGAGAUUAUUGGGAUUAGUUCAGCAGAAGUCGCUUGGGAUACAUUGGAAAAAAAGUUCAACUCAGGCGUCGACUAUGUUCAGUAUGAGGCCUUAAAGAAGGCUAUGGAAAGUGGUGAUUGGAACACUGCAGAGGAGUUCCUUAAGCGCCAACCGGAUGCAGCGGCUGCAAAAAUCACAGAUUAUGGCGAGACAGCUCUUGACUUAGCUGUUGAGGCUGGGCAUGAGGAUAUAGUGGAGAAGUUAGUGGAUUUAAUGUCCGAGGAAGACUUGGCAAUACAAGAUAUCUUUGGUAACACAGCUCUGGUUCAAAUAAUUAAUUCUGGAAACUACAGGAUGGCUGCAUGCAUGGUUAGAAAGAACAACAACUUGCUCCGCAUUAAAGAUUCGAAUCAAGAUAUUCCAGUUAGUAAGGCUCUUUUCCAUGGGGAAACAGAAUUGGCUAGAUAUUUCUAUUCUCUAACCCCGCUGGAACAUCUAACGCCAGAAAGUGGCUUCCACGGCGCUACACUUUGUUACCGAGCUAUAUAUAACCGAAGUUUAUAUAAGAAUGAACUUCUUCGGAUAUUGCUUUGGAUUUAAUUGAACAGUGUCCACGUUUGGCUCUUGCUCUUGAGAGAGAUGGUUCGUCCCCUUUGUAUGCUCUGGCCGAUAUGCCAAAUGCAUUCCGGAGUGGAGAUGGGCUCGUGUUUUGGAAACGAUGGAUCUACAGCUACUGUUAGUACCAAUCUCUUUUUCUCUUAUUGCUUCUCAUUAAAUUUCUUUCUGGUUUUAUGCACACGGCU
Molecule: messenger RNA, 1120 nt
Organism: Corylus avellana
Lineage: Eukaryota; Viridiplantae; Streptophyta; Magnoliopsida; Fagales; Betulaceae
Source: RefSeq, a predicted model, not a curated record